Molecule: messenger RNA, 2797 nt
Organism: Carassius gibelio (silver crucian carp)
Lineage: Eukaryota; Metazoa; Chordata; Actinopteri; Cypriniformes; Cyprinidae
Gene: anapc4
Product: anaphase promoting complex subunit 4
Exons: 29
Coding region: 205-2637 (810 amino acids)
Biological process (GO): positive regulation of mitotic metaphase/anaphase transition; anaphase-promoting complex-dependent catabolic process; protein K11-linked ubiquitination
Cellular component (GO): nuclear periphery; anaphase-promoting complex
Molecular function (GO): protein binding
Source: RefSeq, a predicted model, not a curated record
UUUUGACCCAUUCGUUUUUCCGUAGUCAUUUCAGUGGCGGUCAGAAUCAUGUGUCAUCGAUUGCUUUGCUGUGAACAUGAUUGUAUUUACAUUGCUUAUAAGAAUAUAUUAAUGUUUUGAAUCAGUUUGUGUAUACGUAUGCAAUUUAGAAGACGAGCCUAAUUGCGGAGUUUAUUGUUAGUCGUCGUUUAUCUGGGUUCAGCAAUGCCUGCUUUUCGCCAGGUCGGGGAGAAACAGCUCCCCAACCCCAUUCUGUACAUGGCCUGGUCUCCUAACAGAGAUCUGAUCGCCCUGGCUAACACUGCAGGAGAGCUUCUCCUGCAUCGCCUUGCCAACUUUCAGCGGGUCUGGAGUUUACUGCCCAAUGAGAACACAGGAAAAGAGAUCACAUCACUGGCCUGGAGACCUGAUGGGAAAGUCCUGGCAUUCAGUGUGGGAGACACAAAGCAAGUGGUGCUGUGUGAUGCAGAGAAGGCAGAAAUCCUCCACCUGUUCCCUGUUGAAUACCCAGCGUCCUGCAUGCACUGGAUGGAGGUGCAAGAUGACAGCAGCACGUUGUCUUCAUUCAGCGAGUCUGAAGAUGAGUCCAGUCGUUUUCUUCCAAAGUUACCCACUUUACCUAAGAGCUACAGCACCACAUCAAAGAUAUUUAGUGAAGAGAAAUCAGAUGAAGUCACAAAUCUUUUGGGGGAAGUGAGGCUCAAUAUCCUGGUGGUGGGAGGACCUUCUGGAUUCGUGGAGCUGUAUGCGUAUGGACUGUAUAAGAUUGCUACGCUGAGUGGAAUCUCAGGGACGUGCCGUAGUCUUGGGCUCUCUAGUGACCUCAAGUCCCUCUCUGUUAUUACAGAGAUUAAAUCUGCAGAAGACAGCCCUGAGAUACAUUACAUACAGCUGGACACUGGACUGCUGUCUUCUUGUUUGCCUGAGCUGACCAAGAUGGCACGCAAGUUUACACACAUUUCCACGCUGCUACAGUAUCUGCGUCUCUCUCUCACCUGUAUGUGUGAAGCAUGGGAGGAAAUUCUUAUGCAGAUGGACCUUCGCCUCACUAAGUUUGUCCAGGAAAAGAAUACGAGCACUCAGGUUCAAGAUGAGUUUCUGGAGCUACUGUUAUGGGGCCAUGCCAGCCCUGAACUUCAGGCCCUUCUUAUGAAUCAACUCACAGUCAAGGGCUUGAAGAUGUUGGGUCAGUCCAUCGAUUCUUCCUAUUCCAGCAUCCAGAAACUUGUUAUCAGUCACUUGCAGAGUGGCUCUGAGGCGCUGCUGUAUCAUCUGAGCGAGGUCAAAGGCAUGGCGCUCUGGAAGCAGAAGUUUCAGCCUCUCGGCUUGGAUCCUGCAGCCAUCGAGGAUGCCAUCGUAGCUGUGGGCUCCUUCACCCUGAAGGCCAGUGAACUUUUACAAGUUAUUGAUAAGAGUAUGAAGAACUUCAAAGCCUUUUUCAGAUGGCUUUAUGUUGCAAUGCUUCGUAUGUCAGAAGACCACGUUCCUCCUGAGCUUAACAAGAUGACUCAGAAGGAUCUGGCCUUUGUGGCCGACUUCCUGUCCGAACAUUUCAGUGCUAAUGAAGAGCUGUUUGAUCGGAAAGGGAAGUAUUUCAACGUUGAGCGUGUCGGACAGUACUUGAAGGAUGAAGAUGAAGACUUGAUAUCUCCACCCAACAUGGACGGCAACCAGUGGGUGACAUUUGUAAAGCAGAGCACUCACCUGAAAGACAGUCCGCUGCUCUUCCCCACGUACCCACAGAAGUCUCUGCACUUUGUCAAGAGAAUGAUGGAGGGGUCCAUUGAUCUGUGCUUACAGAAACCAGCCGAGGUGAUCGGGCAUUCAGUAAAACAAGCUGUGUGUUUGCGAUUGUACACUGUUCCUGAGAGCUCUGAAAAUGCACCGAGAUUGUUUGAGCUGCCUUCGCUGUGGAAUGAUAAGAAGGCUGGAAUGCAUUAUGUAGUGUUCUGCAUGCCAGAGAUCUCGCCCUCCAAAAUCUAUAUUCUGAGAAAAGCAACAGACCCCAACAGGUCUGUCCCUAAUGGUCUGGUGGCCCUAAACCUCAGCGCUCCUCUCAAUUCUAGUAUAGAUGAUGAAACACCUGCGCCGACCUCUGCCGACAGCUCCUACAGUUGCCUUGAUGCCCGUUUUUAUGACGACGAGACAUUAACAGUGGUAUUGCGAAGUCGGGAAGAUGACGAGAAUAAGAUGCGCGUCCUUGCUCAGCUUCAUCUAAACUCUGUUUUGAGCUGGGAUGAAGAGUUCACCUGGGACCUUACACUUAGGCUGGAGCAGCAGACUGAAGGGAUCCCAGUCCAGGGUUUGUCCUGGGGAAACCAGAGCAGAGAGAUGGACAACCUCAAAGCUCAGUUUGUAGCAGUUAAUGGGAUCCGCAAGGUGGCCUGCGUGCUCAGUGCCAAUCUGAGACAUGUACGUGUGUACGAGAUGGAUGCAGAGGAGGAAGAGGAGGACGAAGAGCGUGCUGAUGAGUCACAGGAAAUGAGCUCAGACCAGGACAGACUUGAGGACACAAUGACAAAUCAGAGUGAUGCUGGGGAAGGUGGAGAUGGAGCAGGAGGGGCUGAAGAUGCUCAGGCGGCAGGUCAAGGGUCAGGAGACAUUUUGGAUGAGACUGCAGAAUCAGACACGCUUUGAACUCUGACCUGAGAUCCAACAUGUUCUCCACAACUGAACUAUGGACUCCUCUGUUAUUUCUGGUCUUGUUCUUUUUAUAUUAACAAUGUUUUGUGAUAAAGAGUAUCUGUUGAACAUUUCAUAUUCUCAUUUUAAAAUAAAUGGAUUAAGUGUACAAUAA